Molecule: messenger RNA, 1707 nt
Organism: Tarenaya hassleriana
Lineage: Eukaryota; Viridiplantae; Streptophyta; Magnoliopsida; Brassicales; Cleomaceae
Product: tryptophan synthase beta chain 2, chloroplastic
Exons: 5
Coding region: 70-1494 (474 amino acids)
Biological process (GO): L-tryptophan biosynthetic process
Cellular component (GO): cytoplasm; chloroplast stroma
Molecular function (GO): tryptophan synthase activity
Source: RefSeq, a predicted model, not a curated record
AGAAUCUAUAAAAAGCCCUCACAUCAAACUGGUCUGUAUCGGUGUCUUAGAGAGAGAGGAGGAGGAGCGAUGGCGGCAUCGGGCACGGCUGCAACUUUCAGACCAUCCGUUUCAGUUCCUUCUUCUUCAGAGCUGACCCAUCUGAAAUCCCCUUUCCAGCUCCCCAGAUUUACGCCUCUGCCAUCGUCUCGCUCCAGGUCUUCGUCGUUCUCCGUCUCCUGCACCAUCGCCAAGGAACCAGUUGUUGAAAUGGCGGGGAAGGAGAAGAGCAAGGCCGUGCCCGAUCUGUCUUCGGGGCAGCGACCCGAUUCGUUCGGUCGGUUUGGGAAAUUUGGUGGGAAGUACGUCCCCGAAACCCUAAUGCACGCCCUCUCCGAGCUCGAAUCGGCUUUCCAUUCGCUCGCCAAGGACGAAGAUUUCCAGAAAGAAUUGGCUGGAAUCUUGAAAGAUUACGUGGGUAGGGAGAGUCCUCUGUACUAUGCCGAGAGGCUUACCGAGCAUUACAGGCGGGAAAAUGGCGAAGGGCCGGAGAUAUACCUGAAGAGGGAGGACCUGAACCACACGGGUGCUCACAAGAUCAACAAUGCAGUGGCUCAGGCACUUCUGGCCAAGCGUUUGGGCAAGAAGAGGAUCAUAGCCGAGACUGGAGCUGGUCAACAUGGUGUGGCCACGGCCACUGUCUGUGCUCGGUUCGGUUUGCAGUGCAUCGUUUACAUGGGUGCUCAGGACAUGGAGAGACAAGCCCUUAAUGUCUUCAGGAUGAGGCUACUUGGAGCUGAGGUGAGGGGAGUUCAUUCUGGAACAGCGACGUUAAAGGACGCAACUUCAGAAGCGAUAAGGGACUGGGUGACGAACGUGGAGACGACCCAUUACAUAUUAGGAUCUGUGGCUGGGCCUCAUCCAUACCCGAUGAUGGUCAGAGACUUUCAUGCGGUGAUCGGGAAAGAAACGAGGAGACAAGCUCUGGAGAAAUGGGGCGGGACGCCGGAUGUGUUAGUUGCGUGUGUGGGAGGGGGAUCUAACGCGAUGGGGCUCUUCCAUGAAUUCGUGGAUGAUUCAGACGUCCGAAUGAUCGGAGUGGAAGCUGCCGGUUUCGGACUGAACAGCGGAAAACAUGCUGCGACAUUGACGAAGGGAGAGGUGGGUGUGCUCCAUGGAGCUAUGAGUUACUUGCUUCAGGACGACGAUGGCCAAAUCAUUGAGCCUCACUCCAUUAGUGCCGGAUUAGAUUACCCGGGAGUUGGACCGGAGCACAGUUUCCUGAAAGACGUCGGAAGGGCUGAAUACUACAGCGUGACGGACGAUGAAGCAUUGGAAGCGUUCAAGAGAGUGUCGAGGUUAGAGGGAAUAAUCCCGGCUCUCGAGACGUCGCACGCUCUGGCUCACCUCGAGAAGCUCUGUCCGACUCUCCCCGACGGCGCCAAAGUGGUCGUCAACUUCAGCGGCAGAGGUGACAAGGACGUUCAUACCGCCAUCAAGUACCUCCAAGUUUGAUCCUUUUGUUUCCUUCGGUUUGUACCUUUGUUUCUGCUCCUCAUUCCAAAAACAAAAAAAAAAAAAACAGUUCAAAGGAAGACUUGGAAAAAUUCGAGGAUUUUUCUUUGUUUAUUCAGUGAUAUAUAAUAAGGGUUUUUUUUGUCUUUUCCUUUUUCUGUGUGCCUAAAAAGCAUUUGGUUUUAUAAUCGAUUGUCUUGAACCAAGAUUCAA